GAGAGAAAAAAAAAACGAUGAAGAAGAAGAGGAGGAGAAAGGAAAAGAUGAGCAAGAACAAAAAAGGAAAAAGAGAAUAAAGAUUGAAUAAUGGCAAUCACGACGGGGAAAUAAUGAAUGCAAGAAUAAAAAUACAGGGACAAGAAUGAAGGGAAUAGUUGCCAUAGACUUCCAGACGACCCGACUCUUAAGAAGCUUGGACGCAGCAACAAGCAGUCAGACAGUUGCCGGCGGAGAGACUCCUUGCAAGUGUGUGUUUCCAGAACUCAUUUUGUCGCCGAGAGCUUUGUGAUCCCCAGACCCAAGGACGAGGAUGUUCCUCCACGUGGGACCGCAGGCUCUGCUUGUGCGCGCGCUCCUGGUCGCUGCCUGGGGCUUCCUGCUCUCGGCUCCUCGCGUCGUCAGCGGGCGCAGUGUCGUCCACACUAACGCCAUGUAUGACAAGAGCAUCCACGGGAAGCCUGUCAUCGUAUACGUGGAUGUAAAUUUUUUUGUGCACAAUAUCACCAAUAGCACUCUCUCUCUGGGCAAGGGCCUCAGUAGGGAGGCCGGGACCCUGGGCCUGUUCCCUGUGCCAAUGUGCCUGGAGGAUUACAACCCGUGUCCCUUCGGUAGGAACGGCAAGAGACGGAAGAUGGCGUCCCGGAAAACUAAGCAGACCUUCGUUAUACACUUAAAUAAUACGGAAAAAAAUGCAAUUGAAGCAAAGAAAUAUACUGUUGAGGUGGACUCUGAAUGCUAUUGCGAGGAAGAACAGGACAGCAAUGGUGUUCGUGAGGGAGUAAAGUAUUAAAGAUUUUAAAGUUUCGUUCGAGAAGAAUUCCAAGGACCUUACGUGUAUAUACAUACAUAUAUAUAUAUAUAUAUAUAUAUA
Penaeus monodon (black tiger shrimp) is the source of this 874-nucleotide messenger RNA. RefSeq lists its product as uncharacterized. Lineage: Eukaryota; Metazoa; Arthropoda; Malacostraca; Decapoda; Penaeidae. Bases 314 to 793 code for a protein of 159 amino acids. The record is from RefSeq and is a predicted model, not a curated record. The transcript is spliced from 2 exons.